AUGAAUGCUUCUAGUAACUAUCUGUUGAAGGUGGAUAUUAAGAAAGCCUAUGAUUAUGUGAAAUGGGAAUUUUUGGGGGAGAUUUUGCAAGCAUUAAAUUUCCCAGAUAAGCUCAUUCUUUGGGUUAUGACUUGUGUUACCACUGCUUCUUUCUCUUUAAGCAUUAAUGGUAAUCUGGAAGGGUUUUUUCAUGGUAAGAGGGGUUUAAGGCAAGGUGAUAUUAUGCCACCUUUGCCUUUCGUGAUCUGUAUGGAAUACCUAUCAAGAAUUCUGAAGAUGGUGGGUGAGCAUAAGAGUUCCUCUUUUCACUCUAAAUGCAGAUGUUUGAAGUUUAAUCAUCUAGUGUUUGCUGAUGAUUUAAUUCUUUUCAGCAAAGUUGACAAGAGUUUUGUGGUGAUGCUUAUGAGAAUCUUAGCUACUUUUGCUUUUGCUUCUGGUUUGGUGGCCAAUAAUGAUGGGAAGUCUAAUAUUUAA
Messenger RNA from Chenopodium quinoa (quinoa), 474 nucleotides. RefSeq lists its product as uncharacterized. NCBI's taxonomy places the organism in Eukaryota, Viridiplantae, Streptophyta, Magnoliopsida, Caryophyllales, Amaranthaceae. The record is from RefSeq and is a predicted model, not a curated record. The transcript has a single exon. The coding region runs from base 1 to 474 and encodes 157 amino acids.